Messenger RNA from Cryptomeria japonica (Japanese cedar), 2079 nucleotides. Its product is annotated as L-type lectin-domain containing receptor kinase IX.1-like. NCBI's taxonomy places the organism in Eukaryota, Viridiplantae, Streptophyta, Pinopsida, Cupressales, Cupressaceae. Bases 1 to 2079 code for a protein of 692 amino acids. Gene Ontology annotation, cellular component: plasma membrane. The record is from RefSeq and is a predicted model, not a curated record. Gene Ontology annotation, biological process: protein phosphorylation. The transcript has a single exon. Gene Ontology annotation, molecular function: carbohydrate binding; protein kinase activity; ATP binding.
AUGGCGAAUUUAUUUUUCUUCAAAUUAAUGUGUAUGACCUGUUUGUUCUCUUAUGCAAACACGGAUGAUACUUCCCUGAAUUCAGUAAGAGGUUUAAGCUUUAAUUUCCCUAAAUUCAGGGCUUCGGAAACAGAUGGAAAUCGGCCCUGCAAAAGAGAUAGAAUUUGUUUAUUGGGUGACGCUACAGUCUCUGAUAAUGUUGUCCAUCUUACAAACAGUAACAGCUUACAUUACAACAAAUUGAAUCAAUCAUCAGGCAGAAUUGUUUAUAAGGAGACUAUUCAGCUUUCGUCUAUAGCCAAUUUCAGCGCUCACUUUGCCUUUUCUAUGUACUAUCAUAAAGAGAAUUCUCAGGGCGACGGAAUAGCCUUCUUUCUUUCAUCUGAAGGAUCGGCUUAUAAUAUUCCACAAUUCACAACUGAAGGUCGGUUUGGUCUUGUUGGAGAUGUACUUGAUAAGUUACCUGAAUUUUUUGCCGUAGUGUUUUCAAGUCUGCAGGAGACAGUUGGAACUCUUGCCCAUAGUUUUUCAGAUGCUCAUUAUUUGAAAAACGGUAGCUUUCCUGGUCUAAACAAUGGGACAAGAUGGGAUGCGUGGAUUGACUACAACAGCCAGGAACUCAGAGUAUAUCUUUCUAGUGGUUCUCAUAGUUUGAAGUCCCGUAAAAAUUGCAUUUUAUCACAGAAUGUAAGUUUGUCCAAAUAUCUUAGUGGAAAUGUCUCUAUAGGCUUCUCGUCUGCAACUCUAGGCUCCAAUGAGACCCACAAUAUCUUUUCAUGGAGCUUCAACAGCAGCAUCUAUUCGAUAUUUAGCAGAAUGGAUUUCAACAGCACCUUGUACUCAAACAACACUUCAGUGGGUUUCAACAGCAAUGCAACUGGUUCAGAGAUGAGCUCUAAGGGAAAAGUCCAAAAACAAGUAAGCAUUUCAACAAAAUUAUUGCUGGGUGUUGGAUGUGGCUUUGUGGCUUGUAUUGCAGGUACAUUGUGGGGUUACUUUUCUUUCCUUAGAAGAAAGAGAGCUGCACCCAUCACAAGACAAAAGUUAGCAGAUAUAGAUCUUGAGAAGUUUCUUUACCAUAUUCCCCGACACUUUAAGCUGGAUGAUCUCACGGCCGGAACUAACAAUUUCAGUGAAACUCUAAAGCUUGGGCAAGGAGGAUUCGGAGGAGUAUACAAAUGCAAUCUUGCUCAAACAAAUGAGAUUGUGGCUGUGAAGCGUAUCUCAGAAGGUUUAAAGCAGGGGAUUAAGGAAUUCAUUUCAGAAGUGAGUAUAGUUAGUCGUUUGAGACACCGGAAUCUUGUUCAACUCUUGGGAUGGUGUCAUGAGUUAGAUCAGUUGUUUUUGGUUUAUGAAUAUAUGUCUAAUGGAAGCCUGGACAGACGUAUCUUCACCAGAGGAAGAAGAGAAGAAGAGUCUCAAGUACUGCAGUGGAGUACCAGGUAUAAAAUAGUUAGUGAAAUAGCAAAUGCAUUGUUGUAUCUUCAUGAAGAGUGGGAUGAAUGUGUUGUGCACAGAGAUGUGAAAGCCAGUAAUAUUUUGCUGGAUAGAAAUUUCGAUGCAAAGAUUGGAGAUUUCGGCUUAGCACGCAUGGUGAAGCAUCAGCGUCUAGCUCAGACCACCCAAGCUGCAGGAACAUUGGGAUAUUUAGCCCCUGAAUGUGUAGCGUCGGGAAAAACUGGUCCCGAAUCUGAUGUUUACAGCUUUGGAGCAGUGGCUCUCGAAAUAGCCUGUGGCAAGAAAGCAAUAGAUGAAAGCUUGGAAGAGUUCGACAUGCGGCUUGUAGCGUGGGCAUGGGAUCUGUAUAGCCGAGGAAGACUAUUGGAGGGUGCAGAUGUGAGAUUAAAUGGAGAGUUUGAGGAGAAAGAAAUGGAACGAUUGAUGGUGGUGGGGCUGUGGUGUUCUCAUCCUGAUGCUGCUAGUCGGCCCAUAAUGAGGCAAGUGGUGAGGUUACUGAAAUUUGAAGUUGCAGCGCCUGCUCUCCCCACUACAAUGCCUAUACCAUCAUAUGAUCGCGCUUCAAUUACCACCGGGCCUUCAGUUCCAGUGCAAUCUAUCACCACUUUGAGUCCAAGGUAG